AAAGAUCACCGAAACGAAAUUUUACAAAUCAACUUUGCAUUGUUCUUUCAUUAACACUCUUUUAAAUAAUUCUCUUCAUAAACAAAGGCAUUAAAAGGGAUAAAAAUAUUGAAUACAUUUGCAGAGAAGCUUCAAAGCAUUGAACUUUGAAUUUUAUUACACGAUGUUAUUAUUUGGAUGUUAAAUAGAUAACCUUCAGUAAAUAAUUCGAAAUACGUUCUUUAUGUUUAUAUUAAUUAUUAUUAGUACUGUAUAAAUUUUUAAGGUGCACGAGGUGUCGUACACGCACGUUGGUUCUGUAGAUCUAAGCUGUAAGAAAAGCUGUACAUUUAAUAUACACAAUGUCUAUACCAAAUUUAGAAGUUUUUCACAAAAGGGCAGCUGCUGCGGAAGAGGAAAUAGCAGCUUUAAAAAAACAAAUCGAGUGGUUACGACAGAGUAUUAUAAACAAUGAUUCCAAAUUACAAACUGUAUCUAAAGAUGAGUAUACGAAACUGGAACAAGAAAAUAUUAAGUUAAAACAUAGGAUAGCUAUCUUGAAAAGGACCAUUGAAGCUGAUAUAGCAAAGACGCAGAAUGAGGUGAAAACGAAUUCGUGUAAUGUAAUAAGUAUAUAUGAUACUUUAUAUAAUUUAUUUGAAAAGGCCAUUUGUACUGCAUAUAAAGAUGUGUCCAAACCUCCAGUGAUUGUAACAAUUAGUAGUAAUCCAAAAUUUGGAGACUAUCAAUGUAAUAGUGCUAUGCCACUUUCAAAACUACUUAAUAAUAAUGGGGUUAAGACAUCUCCAUUAGAUGUUGCAAAAAGUAUAAUGUCUAAUGUAGAAGAAUCCAAUUUAGUUUCUAAAUUGGAAAUAGCAGGUGCUGGGUUUAUAAAUGUGUUUUUAAAACGAGAAUUUGCACAGACAAUAUUAAGUAAUUUAGUGAAAAGUGGUAAAGUUUUACCACCAGAGACCAAAAAACAAAGAGUUGUUGUAGAUUUUUCUAGUCCUAACAUUGCUAAAGAGAUGCAUGUUGGACAUUUAAGAUCUACCAUAAUUGGUGAAAGUACUGCAAGACUACUAGAAUUUUUAGGACACGAUGUGUUGAGAAUAAAUCAUGUUGGUGACUGGGGUACUCAGUUUGGAAUGCUGAUAGCCCAUUUACAAGAUAAAUUUCCUGAUUAUUUAAUUGUAUCACCUCCUAUUACAGAUCUUCAAACCUUUUACAAAGAAUCAAAGAAAAGAUUUGAUGAAGAUCAAGAAUUUAAAACACGUGCUUAUAAAUGUGUUGUUCAAUUACAAAAAUUUGAUCCGGAUAUGAUAAAGGCAUGGCAAUUAAUUUGUGACGUUUCUAGGAAAGAGUUUGAAAAGAUAUAUGUUCGAUUGGAUAUUAAGUUAAUAGAAAGGGGAGAAUCUUAUUACCAGAAACACAUGGAAACUGUGGUUAAAGAACUGGAAGCGAAAGGGCUACUCGAGGAAGAUGAGGGACGAAAAGUAAUGUGGAGUAAACAUGGCAAUGAGAUUCCUUUAACUAUUAUAAAAUCUGAUGGUGGUUUUACAUAUGACACCUCAGACAUAGCAGCUUUGAAACAACGUUUAGAAGAAGAAAGAGCUGAUUGGAUAAUAUAUGUAACAGAUGCAGGCCAAUCUAUGCAUUUUCAAAUCUUAUGCCACUGUGCUGAAAGAGCAGGUAUUUUGAAAAGUUACCACAGAGUGGAUCACAUUGGAUUUGGUGUAGUUCUUGGUCCAGAUAAAAAGAAAUUUAAAACUAGGUCCGGUGACACAGUAAAGUUAAACGACUUACUAGAUGAAGGUUUAAAAAGGGCACUUCAGAAAUUAAAAGAAAAAGAACGUGAUAAAGUUCUCACGGAAGAAGAAUUAAAACAAGCUCAAGAAUCUAUUGCUUAUGGAUGUAUAAAAUAUGCAGAUUUGUCACAUAACAGAAAUCAUGAGUACGUGUUUUCUUUUGAUAAGAUGUUAGAGGAUAAAGGGAACACGGCAGUGUACUUACUGUAUGCUCUUACUAGAAUACGCUCUAUUGCAAGAGCUGCUAAUAUCUCUCAAAAACAGUUACAAGAACAUGCACAAAAUACUCCAAUAUCACUGGAGCAUGAAAAGGAAUGGAAAUUAGCUAAAGUAUUAAUAAGAUUUCCUGAUGUAUUAAUUAAAAUUACAAAAGAUUUGUACUUACAUCAAUUAUGCGAGUAUUGUUAUGAAAUCUCAUGUGCAUUUACCGAGUUCUAUGAUAGCUGCUACUGUGUUGAAAAAAAUGAACAUGGAGAAAUAGUAAAUAUAAAUAUGGGACGUAUGUUAUUGACAGAAGCUACUGCACUUAUUAUGGAAAAAUGUUUUUUCAUACUUGGUUUAAAACCAGUUACACGUAUGUGAAUAUAUUUAUAUAAUUAUAGAAUGUAACCCAAGAAUAAAAUGGAUACAUCCAUUGUAAAGUAUUGCAUAA
Molecule: messenger RNA, 2436 nt
Organism: Nomia melanderi (Alkali bee)
Lineage: Eukaryota; Metazoa; Arthropoda; Insecta; Hymenoptera; Halictidae
Gene: ArgRS
Product: arginine--tRNA ligase-like protein
Biological process (GO): arginyl-tRNA aminoacylation
Cellular component (GO): cytoplasm
Molecular function (GO): arginine-tRNA ligase activity; ATP binding
Source: RefSeq, a predicted model, not a curated record